AUGUCGUCUUCCAUCCUCCGCCCCCUCGCAAACUCAGCCAAGAUGGCCCUUGGUCGCCGCGCGCUGGCGACGCCCACCAACGUGCACCCCAGCAUGCUCCAGUCCGUGUUGCCCGCCACCAUCCCCGCUGCUCUCCACCUCAAGACGGGCGAGUCGUACCACGGCACCAGCUUCGGCUCGACCAACUCCAAGUACGGCGAGACCGUCUUCUCCACCUCGAUUACCUCCUACACCGACUCGAUGACUGACCCAUCGUACCGCGGCCAGCUCCUUGUCUUCACCUCCCCUAUGAUUGGCAACUAUGGUGUGCCGUCAAACGCCCCCCUCCCCGAGACGCCGGGUAUCCCCUUCCUCGAAUCCGAGGGCAUUCAAUGCGCUGGCGUCGUCGUCUCGGACGUUGCGCUCAAGUACUCGCACUACCAGGCCAUCGAGUCGAUUCACGAGUGGUGCGCCCGCCACGACGUCCCAGGCAUCUCAGGCGUUGACACCCGUGCCAUCACCACUCUUCUCCGUGACCAGGGCACCACUCUCGGCCGCCUCGCUGUUGGCGACGAGGCCGAGUACGUCCCCAAGGCUGAGGAGUACUGGGACCCUUCGCAGGACAACCUCAUCGCGGAGGUCUCCACGAAGCAGCCUUACGAGCUCAACCCCAACGGCAAGGGUCCCAAGAUUGCCAUCCUCGACUUUGGCUCCAAGGCCAACAUCCUCCGCUCGCUCGUCAAGCGCGACGCGCGCGUCACCGUCCUUCCUUGGGACUUUGACUUCAACGCUGUCCGUGACCAGUACGACGGUCUCUUCCUAUCGAACGGCCCUGGUGACCCGACGUCGAUCAUGGAGACUGUCCACCGUGUCACCAAGACGAUCAACGAGUGGAACAAGCCCAUCUUCGGCAUCUGCAUGGGUCACCAGAUCCUCGGCCUCGCCGCCGGCAUGGAGACGUACCGCAUGACCUUUGGCAACCGUGGCCACAACCAGCCCGUGCUUGCCCUCGCGUCGUCGGGUUCGAUCAAGGCCGGCCGCGUCUACGUCACGUCGCAGAACCACCAGUACGCGAUCAAGCUCACUGAGGACUUCCCUGAAGGCUGGGCUCCCUUCUUCAUCAACUGCAAUGACUCGUCGGUUGAGGGUAUCAUCUCCACCCCUGAGUCGGGCAAGCACAUCUGGGGCGUUCAGUUCCACCCCGAGUCGGCCGGCGGGCCCCUCGAUACCCACCCCAUGUUCACCGACUACGUCCAGGCCUGCGCUGACAAGUCGGCCAGCGGCAUGGCGACCUCGGAGCUCAAGGUCGACACGCACGCCGCUGCCGUCGGGGCUUCGGCGUAA
Molecule: messenger RNA, 1323 nt
Organism: Cutaneotrichosporon cavernicola
Lineage: Eukaryota; Fungi; Basidiomycota; Tremellomycetes; Trichosporonales; Trichosporonaceae
Gene: CPA1
Exons: 1
Coding region: 1-1323 (440 amino acids)
Biological process (GO): L-glutamine metabolic process; 'de novo' pyrimidine nucleobase biosynthetic process; L-arginine biosynthetic process
Cellular component (GO): carbamoyl-phosphate synthase complex; cytoplasm
Molecular function (GO): carbamoyl-phosphate synthase (glutamine-hydrolyzing) activity
Source: RefSeq, a predicted model, not a curated record